This is a messenger RNA of Pyrus x bretschneideri (Chinese white pear), 2099 nucleotides long. RefSeq names its product UPF0481 protein At3g47200-like. The coding region runs from base 488 to 1873 and encodes 461 amino acids. NCBI's taxonomy places the organism in Eukaryota, Viridiplantae, Streptophyta, Magnoliopsida, Rosales, Rosaceae. The record is from RefSeq and is a predicted model, not a curated record. The transcript has a single exon.
UUAAUAUGCUUGGACCCCAGAAAAGGCUUGCUAAAAUUUUCGCAAGAAAUUAGGUAUCCCACUACAUUGAGAAAAACUUACGUGAAACGAUUUCACUGUUACAUGGAUCUUGAUUCAAUAGUACAAUUUCGUGUGGUGAAAAACUUACACAUGACAUUGUUUAAGUACAAUGGAACGUCAUGGACUCAUGAUAGUGGUGAACAAGUUCCAUGUAACUUCUUCAGUGCAUGGCUGUUGUCAUAGUCCCCCACAUAUCCCCUGAUGAAUUGCCUGGAAAUAUAUCAUCAGCAGAACGUCCCUACUUGAUAGACUUGAUGAGAGACCUCAUUAAAGCAACAUAAAUGGUGUCCGUGUGGACCCUUAGGUGAAGGAAAGUCCGAAAAAAUUAAGAGCACUGCUACUACUACUGCUUGCCAAGGACUAGCUUCUAAAUUUCCUUGAAAAUCAAUGCCCCCUGCUAAGAUAGAAGACAUUACACACUCUGUACAUGAGUGAUGGAAUCGUUUUCGGUGUUGCUAAAUCUAAUCUAUGGGGAAAUCUUUAUGUCGUACUCUCACGGGGAGCCACUACCUUCUUUUCCCAAGUGAGUGUCAUGUUGACAACUGAGGUUUCGAUGAAUUUUCCGCUGAUGACACUGAUCGAAACAGCAAUACAGCGUAAUUUCUUGAUAACCUCCUUCAUUAAAUUCCACUCUAUAUAUUCUGAACUAAACAAUCUAUUCCUUGCUUCAAUCCUUCCCCGAGAAAGGUAUAAAAGAGGGCGUGAUCUGCUCGUAGAGUACUACAAAGCCAUGAGAAAGUUGGAGGAGCGUACGAGAAGCUGCUACUCCGAGUUGAUGCCUAUGUCAAGCCCUGACUUUGUUCAAAUGAUGGUGCUUGAUGGUUGCUUUAUCAUCGAGCUUUUUCGACAGAGGAGUACAGAUGAAGAGGACACCAUUUUAAAAAGGCCCUUUUUUAUUCAAAUUUUAACUAGGGACCUUCUGAAGCUUCAAAACCAACUCCCUUUCUUCGUCCUUGAAAAACUAUUUGAGAUUUCCGACUUUGGAACUCAACAUUCUCUAUCCUUGCUUGCGCUUGAGUUCUUCAAUCAUUCGUUGCCUAGGCCUAGCGAAGUCCUCAAGAGGAAGAGUGAGCUUACUGGGGCCAACCACUUGCUCGACUUGUUUCGCUUAAGCUUCCUUCCUCUCGCACCACACGAUCCUCUAAGGAACAAUCCUCCUCCCUCGAAGUCAAUAUUCCAACAAAAGGUAGAUGCUCUACUGCGGAGAAGUCUGCCAAUAUUGCUUUGCCUGUGUACGCUAGCAACAGUGAUUUUACUCGAUGAUGAUCGUCACUCUAACCUAAAGUACCGCCCAACUGCGAAAUCAAUCCAAUGUACCACACAACUAAGACUCUCUUGGGUAAAAUUUAGGCCGCGCAAAAAUGCGGAGAGCUUCUUAGACGUUAGUUACCAGAAAAGGGUUCUUCGCAUCCCACCUAUAACCAUCAAUGAGCUCACCAUUGCUAUCUUUAUCAAUUGCAUGGCGUUUGAACUCUGUCACCCACACACAGCUCCGCUCUUCACCGCUUAUAUUGCCUUCAUGCGCUGUCUCAUCAAUUCGAAGAGGGACGUCCAAGUUCUUUGUGCUGAAGGGAUUAUCGCCGGCUUCUCCCAGAGCGAUCAUAACUUAACUGAGCUGUUCACAAACUUGGGGGAAAAGGUUGUGCUCGACAUAGGAGAUUGCUACCUCUCCAAGCAAUUCAGAGAUGUGGAGGCCUAUUACAGCAGCUGUAGGGGUACCUUCCUGCGAUCUUGUUUUGGCGAGCCAUGGUCGUUGGUCUCAUUUGUCUGUGCCUUAAUACUGUUUGCGUUCCCCAUGUACUCAGCGUCCUGAUGAGGUACACAGCAACAAAAGAUUCGUCUGAUUCUACAGCUUUCCAUUUUUCAUUUAUAUUUUAAAUCUUGCAGUGAUUUGGAGAUCCUGCGGCUUGUACUGAAUGUAGAGGUUUGGAUAUCUUGUUUCCUCACUUCCAAUCCGUCUCUCACUUUAUUGUAUUUCGCAUUUUUAAUUCUGCAGCACUUGUUAUUUCUCCCCCAUGAUCUACUUACCAUGUUUCAUA